AGAGGCGGUUUAUUGUGCUUGAUUUGCCGUGUUUCAACGAGAGUUGAUUGGCAGCUACAGGGGCGGGUGCUCAGCACGCCACGCCAUGUUCCAGUAAUCCAGAUUUCUCGAUUGUGCGAGCACGCUUUCAUUCCCACAGUUGAAGAUCCCGCUGCGUGCUUGCAGUGA
This is a messenger RNA of Prorocentrum cordatum, 168 nucleotides long. The record is from the annotation of a GenBank genome assembly. NCBI's taxonomy places the organism in Eukaryota, Dinophyceae, Prorocentrales, Prorocentraceae.